Lytechinus pictus (painted urchin) is the source of this 7016-nucleotide messenger RNA. Its product is annotated as DNA/RNA-binding protein KIN17-like. Bases 281 to 1225 code for a protein of 314 amino acids. Gene Ontology annotation, biological process: DNA damage response; DNA replication. The record is from RefSeq and is a predicted model, not a curated record. Lineage: Eukaryota; Metazoa; Echinodermata; Echinoidea; Temnopleuroida; Toxopneustidae. Gene Ontology annotation, cellular component: nucleus. The transcript is spliced from 10 exons. Gene Ontology annotation, molecular function: double-stranded DNA binding.
AGUCGUAAAACAUUCCUUUCUCUGACUGCGCUGCACUGGCGCUCCUUUGAAAGAGCAACUCGAUGUAUUAUGUCGAACUGUCUCAGUCCUGUUCACUGUUCACAAGACAAAAAUACGCCGGCAUUUUUUAAAAGGAAAUAUCUACGUCUCUAAAAGAAUCCGCCACAAUGGAUUCAAGUGCCAUCUUACAUCUGAGUCGCAUCAGAGGCAACUCUUACUGUUUGCAGAUAAUGAGGAAGAGUUUUUGGACACCUUCUCCAAUGAUUUCCUUGAUACCUUCAUGGAGCUAUUGAGGCGCCGUUUCAACACUCGUCGUGUUCACUCGAACAUUGUAUACAAUGAGUAUAUCUCUGACAGAGAUCAUACUCAUAUGAAUUCUACAAAAUGGGAGACAUUGACAGAGUUUGUUAAGUGGCUUGGAAGAGAAGGGUACUGUGUAGUGGACCAUACUGAGAAAGGAUGGUUUAUUACCUAUAUUGAUCGGGAUCCUGAGACUCUAAGAAGACAGGAGGCAAUGAAGAAGAAAGAUAAAAUGGACUUGGAUGAUGACGAAAGAAUCAUGAAACACAUCCAGGAACAGGUUGCACGUGGUGAAUCUCAUGGGUCAAAGCAAACAGAGUUCACUGAAUUGAAGAGAGAUGAUGAAGAAGAGAAGGUGACUUUCAGUUUUGGUUCAUCAGCCAGUAUGUCAGCAGGAGGUAGUCAAGAAUCACAAACCAUCCAAAAUAAAAAAAGCAAUAUUCUACAAGCAGCAGCAGCAGUUGGAACCAAAAAGAAAGAAGGAAGUAGCAAAGAGUCUGGAAAGAGGAAAUCAGCUUUGGAAGAAAUCAUGGAGGAAGAAGCAAAGAAAAAAGCCAAACUUGUUGAAAAGAAAGACUAUUGGUUGAGAAAGGGGAUCAUUGUUAAAAUAACUACCAAGAGGCUAGGGGACAAGUACUUCAAAAAGAAAGGUGUUGUCAAGGAUGUGAUCGAUCGAUACACUGGUGUUGUCAAGCUGAUUGAUCUAGGGUCAAAAGUCAAAAUUGACCAAGUUCAUUUGGAAACUGUCAUCCCAGGCAUAGGAAAACCCAUCUGUAUAGUGAAUGGUGAUUAUAGAGGAGUGACUGGAACGCUUCAUUCACUAGAUGAGAAGAACUUCUGUAUUACAGUCAAAUCAGACUCAGGCAAACUGAUUGAAGGUCAAGGUUAUGAAGAUGUCUGCAAAUACAGUCUAGAAGAUUCAUGACAUCCAGAGAUCUCCAUCACAUCAGAAUCAAAGAAUAUCAACAAACACCAAGUGUGUGGUUUUUUUUAAAGACUUUAUAGAGCUGUUGUUUACAAGACUUUUCAUGCUGACGAUUGCCAUGGCAUUGUUCUCUAGAUGUAUGACACAUCAUCAACAGUGGAUUUUCUAUUGAUAAAACCAUGUAGAACCCAUGAGAUCCAUAGAUGAGAUCAACCUUGAUCUUUAUUACUCUAGCAAUAUUUCACCACCCCAAGUCCUUAACUUUGCCAAACCUACUACAUAACGAGAAUGGGAUGAUGUUUUGAUUUGUUGCAUACAUGUACAUGUAAAUGAAAAACUUGGAUAAUCAAGAUAUAAAAAAUAUGAGUUUUUAAUGCUAUCCUAAUCCGGCAAGUGAUGCGAUAGAAUCCAAAUGAAUUCACAUCGAAAAGCUGAAAAUUUGUUUUUGUUUGUAUGAAAUCUGCAAGUCAUGAAGCCCCUUUCCCUGGUAUUCAAAUACAAUGAAAAUCAUUUUGGAGUUAUUGUACAGGAUGCUAUAGUAUAUUGCAGGUCUGUAAAGCUUCACUAUUUUUUUUGUAAUUUUCAGUUGAAUUGACCCCACAAUAGCCUCCCUGUUCCUUGGAGAUUUAAUGAAAAAAAUACACCAUAAAGCCAUGCAAGUUAAUCAUUCAGUUCAAACAAUGGCAAUAAUUUAAAUAGAUAUCAAAUCUUACUGUGAUUAUUGAGUUGUGACAUCAAUUUCUCAUUCAGUUUGGGACAUUGAGCACAAAAUAAGGUGGUUACUUAGUUACCCAGAUGUACACAAUAACAAAUUGAUAGACUUAGAAAAGUCUGCAAAUUCUAUUUAAGAAUCUGUGUAGUUCCCAUUUUUAAUCUCCUACUGCUCUGGCUCUGUACGUGGUGGUAAUUCUACCUACAUGUACAUGUAAGUUAAAUCUUAUGGAAGUAGAAUAUGUAGAUCCAUAACUCUUUCUUUUGAUAAUCUUGUCUAAACAAAUUUCUUUGACUUGGGCAAAUAUUUGACAUAUUGAUGGUGGACUUAGGCAAAGUUACCAGUAUUGUGAUAUUAUGAUGAUGUCAUGUAUAUCAUAUACAUUGUAGAUAAUUCAGUAGAAGUAAACAUGAGAGCAUUGAUAAGGAAAGACAGGAGUCUCAUAUAUGUAAACCUACAGCUUCCUAUCCGGUAUGUGUAGCAAAUAGCUGGCAUGGUAUUGUGCUACUCAAACUUGGAUAUCAAACCUGGCCGUUUUGUUACCUCACAUUAUAUAUUCAUGGUCAGAUUAUCUGCCUUAAAUUUUAUGAUACAUUUUUGAGAUAAACUGAUAUUCCAGUCAAUUUCCAAUGAAAUUGUAGUGUUUCUGAAAUUCAUGCAACGUUUAUGCCACCUUUGACCUCCACUGGGAUAUUGGCUUGCUGCCAUGCAAUGGUUGAGUAUGUGUUAUCAUGUAGAGUUUUCUCUUAUAUUAUUUUACAUUUGUAAAGCAGAAUAGGGCUCUUCGCCACAUCUAAAAAAGUUUGGACACUUACAGUGUCUACAAGAAUUAUUUGUACACUACAUACAGCAAUGCAAAAGUAGAAGAUUAAUUAUGUUGGAACCCCAAAAUACCUAACUUGGCCAUCAUAAAAUAUAAUGAAUUAUAUACAUGUAUCAUAUGAAAGAGGGAAGUAUAGCCAUUGUUUUGCACCUAGUUGCUAAUUGUCAUUGGUCAGGCAUGAAUAAUUAUGACUUAUGAAAUGCAAAAAUGCAUCUUUUCAGACCUUGAUGUGAUAUUGAAGCAUAGCAAGCAAUACUUCAAUGAUCAUGACUUAUUUCCUAUUUUUCAGAAAGAUGAGGUGAUAUGCUUUCAUUUGAUAUACAAUUCUUAAUAUUUCAGUCGCUUUUACGGAUUCAUUAACGAUUUUAAACAUAUUGCUGUCUGACUGCUGUUGCCUCAUUGACUUUUGUAAAUGGGUGUAAUUAAAUUCAUUUUUCAUAUUUCAUUUCCUGUCAAAAUAAAUAUUAAAAAUGGAAAGUAAAGUAUGGCCUUUAUUUUACUUCCAAAUAGUGAUCAGUCAUGCAUGAAUGAUUAUGAAUUGCUAUAUGCAACAAUGCAUAUUUUCAGACCUUGAAGUGAUUAUGAAGUGUAGGGUACCACGCCUUGUUGAUCAUGACUUACGGUAUUUCAUACUUUUUCUGAUUCUGAGAAAUGAGAUAUGCUUUCAUUUGAUAUACAGUUCUUAAUAUUUCAGUCGGUAUUACAGAUUUCACAAACGAUUUUAAACGAAUUGAUGCCUGACUGCUGUUGCCCCAUUGACUUUGUACAGGGGUGUAAUUAGAUUCAAUUUUAAUAUUUCACUUCCUGUCAAAAUAGAUAAAACAGGUGAAAAGGAUCUGAAUUUUAUAUGAAAUGAAAGCAUGUCAUCUCAUCUCUCAGAAAAAAAAGAAAUGUCAUGAUCAUUGAAGCAUAGCGAGUUACACUUCAAUGGUCACAAAAAGGUAUGAAAACGUGCAUUAUCACACUAAAUGAAUUAUAAUCAUUCAUGCAUGACUGAUAACAAUUUGUAACUAGAUGGAAAACAAAGACUAUACUUUUCUCUUUCCUAUGAUAUAUAAUUCAUUAGAUUUUAUGAGAGCCAGGUUACAGAUUGUUUACUUUGAUCAUAGUCCAUCCACUCAUUUUUCAGUGUUUUGAAUGUACAGUGUACAAAUAAUUCUUGUAGACUCUGUAAAUGUUUGGUCUAUUUCCUUCUUUUACUAUUUAUCAUUCAUCAUGGAGAGGCAAAUUUUCAGUGUCUUAGUUUUCCCCUUCUCAUGGUACUUGCUACAUUUGCAAUAAAAAAGUAGGUAUUGUGAAUAGAAAGUCAGCUGUUCAGGGGCUGUAUUUACAUGUAGUUAAUUGGAGCAAAUUCUUAUAUUUUUGCAUAAAUUAGUAUAAUCAAUUCAUAUUAAUAAAUUGUAUUAAUUAGGAAAAACUAACCAAACAGCCUUGUAGAUAUCAUUGCACACUGCCCCUGUGCAAAUUUUAGUGGUAUCCAUGCGAAUGGCAGCCAAGAUCUCAGGGGGGUGGAUCCCCCCCCCCCCCACUGAGAUAACCCAGCUCUAUUAGGGUUAACUUAAUUUUUUAUAAAAAAUUACAAAAAAUUAGGUGAUCUAUUAAUUUCGUACGAAUUUUCUUUUUUAUUUAUUUCUUUAUUUUUAUUUUUCCGCCCUUUUCUUGUUAGCACAAAAUCUCAAAAUCUACAUCAUCAAUUUUCUUCAAAAUAUCAUCAGUUAUAGGGACUUCUCAUGUCAUGUGUAUAAAACAAGUUCAAGGUCAAAAGGUCAUCAUGACGUCAUCUAGACGCCAUUUUGUAAAAUCACAUUAUCAAUCAUAUCUUCAUUAUCAAAAAUUAACAAUAUUUACAUCACAUUAAAUUCAGGUCAAGGGUCAACUGUCCGCGUCAAAAUUUUAAAAUGCUCAGAAUCACUUUUUGACCAAAGUAGAGUAUGAAUCAGGUCAUUUUAAGCAUUUCAAAAAUUUGCGCGCGCGCACGAUUACGUGCGCGUUCUUGCGCGUAACGGCACUAUACAACAAAGGAUCGCCAUUUUUUUUCAUAUCAAUGGAUUGAUAAUAUAAUUCUGAGUAAUUUGAUACAUUGAUCAACCUUCUACGACAAAUAAUAAUGGAAUUAGCUUCCAUCAAAGUUUACAGCAUGCGCGCGCACUAACCAUAGACAAUAUAUGUGCAAAAACAUGCCUAUACAAAAUUGAUUAUAGCUCUUCAGGAAAUCCGUUGACCCCCAUUUUUUAUUUCAAAUUCGAAUAGAGUAUGGAUGGGAGAUAUGAUUUCAUGCCACGUUUGACCCUUAAUUUCAUCACGACGUCAUCAAAAUGGCGUCGGAACUCAAAAUUUCCAUUUUACUACUUAUGACGUCAUCAUAGUUAUGCAAAUUUGACUCUAACUCCGUAAAGAUUGGUCAAUUUUUGCUCAGUUUUUUUAUAUGUUGUAGCUGAGGACAUACUCUUUCUAAUGUAGUGGCUAUAUUUACAUUCAAAGGAACGAAUCAUCCUGAAAAAUGGCAAGUUAUAGAGGCAUGUCAUUUUCGCUCAUUUUGUGUGCAAUCUCUAUGGGAAAUGACUUUUUCUAAAAACUGGAUUUUACAUUCCUCUAUUUCGCGAGCCAUAUCUCCUUUUCUUUUUUGUCGGUUUUCUCUGAGCUUGGAGUAUGUUGUAGCCAAGAUUCUAAGCUAUCGUAAAAGUGGUCUCCAUUUUCCAAUCAGAUGCCGGGAUCAUGCCCGUAUUUCACUUGCAAAAUUGGAUUUGAGAUCUUCUUAAUUUGCUUAUGUGUAAAGUCUAUGGGAUAUAGUGUAGCUUAAAGGACAAGUCCACCCCAACAAAAACUUGAUUCGAAUAAAAAGAGAAAAAUUCAACAAGCAUAACACUGAAAAUUUCAUCAAAAUCGGAUGUAAAAUAACGAAGUUAUGACAUUUUAAAGUUUUGCUUCAUUUCACAAAACAGUUAUAUGCACAUCUUGGGCGGUAUGCAAAUGAGGGAACUGAUGACAUCACUCACUCACUAUUUCUUUUGUAUUUUAUUAUAUGAAAUAUGAAAUAUUUUGAUUUUCUCGUCAUUGUCAUGUGAAGUGAAGUUUCAUUCCUCCCUGAACACGUGGAAUUCCAUUAUUUCAACAUUUUGUGCUUCAGGCAAAGAGGUCCUAAUCAUCAAAUUCGUAAAAAUUGAAAUAUUGUGUAAUUCAAACAAUAAAGAACAAAAGAAAUACUGAGUGAGUGACAUCAUCGACUCUCUCAUUUGGAUGUAACUGGCUCGUUCAUAUAACUAUUUUGUUAAAAUAAGCGAAACUUUGAAAUGUCAUAACUUUCUUAUUUUACAUCCGAUUUUGAUGAAAUUUUCAGCAUUGUGCUUGUCUGAUUUUUCUCUAUUGAUUCAAAUCAACAUUUUUCUGAGGUGGACUUCACCUUUAACCCUAAAUCUCCCGGGGUAUUUUGAUUCUUGUCAUUCCCGGGGGGGGGGGGGGGGGGGGGCAUUAUGGCCCCCCUUAAGAUCUCAGCCGCGGAUUGCGCGAUCACAACGAAAAUUUGCAUGAUGGUAGAGAAUGACUUAAUCUACGCAGUUGCAUUGGUAAAUUUCACUAAUUCAUAUAUUUUUAUUUUAUAUGAAUUAAUUAUGCCAAUUUAUUCAUGAAAUCAUACUUUUUGCUCUGAUUCACUAAAUAAAGCUCCUAGAAUGCUAUUUUUUUGUGAAAAUAUUCUUUAUAGCAUUCCUAACAAUUGUGAAUGAAAAAAAUUCUGGUACCAAGAACGAUUUCUUAUGUAUUUUAUUGUUUUUUAAAUUUUUUAUGUAUUUCCUUGUUUUUUUAUUUUUGUUUUUUUUAUUAUUUUUUCGAUGGAAAUCGUUCCAGACUUAAUUCUGAUCAUAAACAAAGCAAAAUUAAUUAAGUUUAAUCAGUAAAAGUAGAAAUAAUGAUACAUUUAUGAAUUUUGGCUAAAUACACAAUUUGCAUUGGAUUUGUACAUGAAAUCACGUUUAUGAGCAAUUUUGGGUCUGACAUGCACUUACAUAAUGUUGCGUAAUGUCGUAACCGCGUACCCGGGCGUCACAAAUUUGGUCUCCCCCGGGAGAAUUAGGGUUAAUUGGUAAGGCUUACAUCUCAAGGGUCCACGGUUCGAGCCCAAGGGCGAACAUGAGAUUUUUUUUUUUCUUAUUUGUUUCUUUUCAACAUUUCGCAUAUGGUCCUUUAUGACCAUUGCAAGGUAAAUAAGUUAAAAUAUUUUACAAUGAAAUAGAUUAAAAUUCCUUUUAAUAGGCCUAUAA